CAAGUAAGACAUCACAAAAACAAGAAAUUUCAAGACGCGGAAAACGUAGAGAGAAGAAACACAUUCCUCAAAAGCGCCAAACUCAAACCAAAGAAGAACAACACAAGAAUAUGGUGUCUCAAAAGCUGGAGAUUUGCAUCGAAUUAGUGAAGUUUGCCGUCGGUUUUGUAGCCACCGUAGCUGAAUCAGUAGAAAAGGCUUUCCGUAAGCCUUUGCCGGCGCUUCCGUCAGUUCAUGAUGGUAGCCGGAAUAGUUACUCAGCCGUUCUCAUUCCUCUUGUUGGAUUCAUGUGAUGAGCUUUUUCGUUUGUUUGUUUUUUCUUCUUUUUGUGUUUUAGCCUCGUUAUAGUAGGAGUUCUCGUGCCAUGUGGCGUUUUUGGAAGUUGUUGAUUUGUGUAUAAGCAUAAUAAUCAAAGUAAUCAUGAAGAGUUGCAGGUGAAUUAAA
Raphanus sativus (radish) is the source of this 444-nucleotide messenger RNA. RefSeq lists its product as uncharacterized. The coding region runs from base 111 to 293 and encodes 60 amino acids. Lineage: Eukaryota; Viridiplantae; Streptophyta; Magnoliopsida; Brassicales; Brassicaceae. The transcript has a single exon. The record is from RefSeq and is a predicted model, not a curated record.